Messenger RNA from Polyodon spathula (Mississippi paddlefish), 591 nucleotides. RefSeq names its product resistin-like. Lineage: Eukaryota; Metazoa; Chordata; Actinopteri; Acipenseriformes; Polyodontidae. The coding region runs from base 123 to 515 and encodes 130 amino acids. Gene Ontology annotation, molecular function: hormone activity. Gene Ontology annotation, cellular component: extracellular region. The record is from RefSeq and is a predicted model, not a curated record. The transcript has 4 exons.
GGGAAUUUCCCGGCUACUGGAUACGGGCAGUGAAUAGGACUGUCAACAUUAUAUAAGCUGCCAUUUACCACUGUGCACAAAGAAGAGAGCUGCCCGCCCCUGCCAUAGAGAGUCCUGAGACCAUGAAGAUGAGAGUUGUUGUGUUGCUGGCUGUGAUCGCUAUGUUCUGUGCUGCCGACGCUCAGACAUGUGCUCUGGAUAAUCUGAUGAGCAGCCUGACCCAAUCCGUGGCCUCUUCAGUGCUGCAGAGAGUGACUCUGGUCUGCAUUAAUGUCUCAGCGAGAGGGAGCUUGGUGAAUUGCCCCAGAGGUUACAAGCCGACAUGCUGCUCCUGCGGCAAUGCCUGUGGCUCCUGGGAUAUCCGCAAUGACCAGACCUGCCACUGCCAGUGUGCAAACCAGGACUGGACUUCUGCACGCUGCUGCAGGAUAGCCGUGAUCUUCAGGACCGUCAACGGUGUAAUGAACGGAACCAACGUCGACAUCUCGACAGAUAUAAACACAGAUAUUCCUUAAAGAUUGAUGUUUUUAGUUUUCAAGCUCCUUCACUUUUUUGGAAAUCACAUCCAGCUUUUAUCUAGAAUGCUGAGUA